Pteropus alecto (black flying fox) is the source of this 6320-nucleotide messenger RNA. RefSeq names its product BTB domain and CNC homolog 1 (gene BACH1). The transcript is spliced from 5 exons. NCBI's taxonomy places the organism in Eukaryota, Metazoa, Chordata, Mammalia, Chiroptera, Pteropodidae. The record is from RefSeq and is a predicted model, not a curated record. The coding region runs from base 735 to 2972 and encodes 745 amino acids. Gene Ontology annotation, biological process: regulation of transcription by RNA polymerase II. Gene Ontology annotation, molecular function: protein binding; DNA-binding transcription factor activity, RNA polymerase II-specific; RNA polymerase II cis-regulatory region sequence-specific DNA binding.
UACUGAGCUUUUCAGAAAUUACAGUCUCGCAGACAAGCAAACCAUUGCUAUAGCUUGUGUUAAUUGCUAUACUAGCAAGAUUGUCAAGUGUGUCUUGGAACCAUAGAAUAUGAGAAGCCUAAAUUUUGGGAAAUCAGGAAAGCAUUAGGCAUAUCAGUGAUAAAUGAGUAGUUUAGUGGGGGGAGCAGCUUGUUUUGACUGCUCUUUUGAGAGGCUUAGCAAUAAAGAAGAGUAGAGAAAGAUAGAUUUUAGUAGGGGGAGUUUGGGUUUGCAGGUUGUGUGUCUGUGUAUGUAUGCAUUUAAAAAUACGGUCAUUGGGAAAAGGUUGAAGAUUUAGGACAUGUCUUUUUUUGCCUUACUGGUUGCAGGAUGGCUGCCACUUAUUCAAGUGUCAUAAGUAAAUAGGACUCAGUCUCUUGGAAGAAGACAAUUUUUUUCUGGGAUGUCUCUUUAUCAGGGAUAAAAACCUCUUUCCCCACUGCCUCAAGUGGAUGCCAUCCCUGUCAUCUCCUCUCUAUUCAUGAGCCAACACUGCACAAAGGCCCAUGUCUAAAUCAGCCAAUGUCACGGGAAAUGGGACCACUGCGAUUGGCUUAAAUGGAUCGUGUUUCAUCUUGAGUUGGAACUGGAGCUGCUUCCCUAGAAACGUGUGGCCUCCAACAGGGAGUAGAUCUGUUUGAUGGCAAUUAGAAGCAUGCUUUCACUGAACUUUCCAGCACCAUUUGUUAUGCAGAAUGUCUCUGAGUGAGAACGCGGUUUUUGCCUAUGAAUCUUCUGUGCACAGCACCAAUGUGCUGCUCAGCCUCGACGACCAGCGGAAGAAGGACGUGCUGUGCGAUGUCACGGUCCUCGUGGAGGGCCAGCCGUUCCGCGCCCACCGGUCUGUGCUGGCGGCAUGCAGCAGCUACUUCCACUCGAGAAUCUUAGACCAGGCUGAUGAGGAGCUUAACAUUACUCUUCCAGAAGAGGUGACAGUUAAAGGAUUUGAACCUUUAAUUCAGUUUGCCUACACUGCCAAACUGUUUUUAAAUAAAGACAACGUGGAUGAAGUGUGCAAGUGUGUGGAAUUUUUAGGUGUGCAUGAUAUCGAAGAAUCCUGCUUUCAGUUUCUCAAAUUUAAGUUUUUGGACUCCACCGCAGACCAGCAAGAAUGCCCAAGAAAAAAAUGCUUCCCAUCACACUGUCAGAAUACAGACCUUAAAUUUUCACUUUUGGACCAGAGGGAUUUAGAAAUUGAUGAAGUGGAGAAAUUUUUGGAAAAUAAAAAUGUUCAGACUCCUCAGUGUAAACUCCGUGGGUAUCAAGGAAAUGCAAAAAUAUCACCUCCUCUACAAGACAGUGCUAGUCAGACAUGUGAGUCCAUGUGCUUAGAGAAGGAUGCUGCUCUGGCUUUGCCAUCUUUAUGCCCCAAAUACCGAAAAUUUCAAAAAGCAUUUGGAACUGACAGAGUUCGUACUGUGGAAUCUGGUGUCAAAGACGUUCACACUUCUGUUCACCCAAAUGAGACAUCCGAAAAUGAAUGUCUGGGAGGAAGCCAGGACUGUGCAGAUUUGCAGGUGGUUUUAAAAUGUGAGGACAGUAAAUUAGCAGUGGAACAUGAAGAAGCCAAGAAAGAUCUUGCUUCUCAGUGCCCAUCAGAAAAAGCAGAGGUGACCCCUUUCCCCCAUAAUUCUUCUACAGACCCUCCUGGGCUCUACUCUCUGUCUCUUAUACACACUUACGACCAGUAUGGUGACUUGAAUUUUGCUGGUAUGCAAAACACAGCAGGGUUAACAGAAAAGCCUUUGUCAGGUCCAGAUAUCGGAGAAGAGAAAACAUUUGGUGAAAGUCAAGAUUUACAUUUGAAAUCCGACCCUGGCCCCAGAGAAGAUAGUAACCUUGCCUGUAGUGAUCGGAGUAGUGUGGAACGAGAAGUGGCAGAGCACCUAGCAAAAGGCUUCUGGAGUGACAUUUGCAGCACGGACUCUCCUUGCCAAAUGCAGUUAUCACCUGCCGUGGCCAAAGAUGGUUCAGAACAAAUCUAUUCACAGAAACGGUCCGAGUGUCCCUGGUUAGGUAUCAGGAUUAGCGAAAGCCCAGAACCGGGUCAGAGGACUUUUGCAACAUUGAGUUCUGUCAACUGCCCUUUCAUAAGCACUCUGAGUACCGAAGCCUGUUCAAGCAGUUUGGAAAUUGGAAACGAUGAUUAUGUUUCAGAACCCCAGCAGGAACCUUGUCCCUAUGCUUGUGUGAUUAGCUUGGGGGACGACUCUGAGACGGAUACCGAAGGAGACAGUGAACCAUGUUCAGCCAGAGAACAAGAAUGUGAGGUAAAACUGCCAUUUAAUGCACAACGAAUAAUUUCACUCUCUCGAAAUGAUUUUCAAUCCUUGUUGAAAAUGCACAAACUAACUCCCGAACAACUGGAUUGUAUCCAUGAUAUUCGGAGAAGAAGUAAAAACAGAAUUGCUGCUCAGCGCUGUCGCAAGAGAAAGCUUGACUGUAUACAGAAUCUUGAAUCAGAAAUCGAGAAACUGCAAAAUGAAAAGGAGAGCUUGUUGAAGGAAAGAGAUCACAUUUUGUCAACUCUGGGCGAGACAAAGCAGAACCUAACUGGACUUUGCCAGCAAGUCUGUAAAGAAGCAGCUCUAAGUCAAGAACAAAUCCAGAUACUCGCCAAGUACUCAGCCUCAGAUUGCCCACUUUCAUUUUUAAUUUCUGAAAAAGAAAAAAAUACUUCUGAGGGUGCGCUCAUGUUACCAUCAGUUUUGAGUUUACCCGAGGGGCCUCCGGCUGUGCCACCCAUGUGCGAGCAAAGCCUUCGCUGUGCCAGUGUGAAGAGCAGUGAGUUGGGCUGCGUGCAGGGGCCGGAGUCAAGGCGGACUACUGGCACAGCUUCUGAACAAGCUGGACCUGCGGGACAGUGUCGGCAGAGCGCAGGCAUCUCAGAUUUCUGUCAGCAGAUGACAGAUAAAUGUACUACUGAUGAGUAAACUUGCAUUCAUUUCCUUGAAACCAUCUGAUUUUUCUACUGAAGUUUUGACAUUUGUCUUGAAAACCUAAUAUCGCCAUCUGUCUCUGAACAAUACUGUUUGUUCCCGCAGUAGUUGGCUGUUAAGGGAAUUCCUCCAAAGUCAGCCCUGACUUUUCCCUAACUCCACAAGAGAUGCAGAGGUGAUUUGCCUCCUGGAUACCAGAAAAAAAAAAAUCACAUGUGAAAAUGUAGUAAGCCUUUAAAAACUUAUGUUUUAAAGAAUAAUAUCUAUUAGUACUAACUCUUCUCCUCUUCCAAAAUAAAUAUGAGAAUGAAACAUGCAGCCUAUCAAACAAUAGUUUAAUAGCUUGAAAUGUCUGCAGCUAGUUCCUACUAAAGAAGUAGCCUGUAAAAGUUUAAUAAUCUGACCUUUUGCAAUAUUCUGGUUUAUUUAAAAGAAAAUUUCUCUCCAAGUAAUGCUGAUAGAAUUUAGAUCUACUCAGAAGUAGGGUGUCAACUACUGGGAAUAUUUGUGUAGAACCGCAGUGUGAAAAAGAAAGAAAGCAUCUUACCUGAAUCCUGGAGCUUUGCUCUUCAGCUCCUACAAAAACCAGGGACUGGUUGGCCUGCACUGUGAGUCCUGCGCUACAUUGGAAAUAUGUAGGAAGCAGGACAGACAGGCGGUUGGCCUAAGGCAGAGGUUUCUGCUCCUUCCCAUUGUCGACUUUAGAAAUUCUGGUUGAAUAAACAGAUAGGUGUCAUGUUCCCUGUUUUCUUUUUUUUUUUUCUCUUUAGUCUCUACCGUAUCUGGGUCCAUCAUGAUCUUUCCAUUCCCUGACCGUCUUGUCUCUUUUGAGCGACCACGUUGGCACAGUUGUCUCAGCCUUCCUGGCAUCUUGGAGAGCUUAUCAAAAUACAAGGCCGUUCGCCUUCCCACCAUAGCUCGCCCCUGCAAAAACCACACGUCACAGGGAGAGAAAGUUGCCUGCUUUUGUUAGGAGUGGCAGUUGUUUUUCAUCCUGUUGUUGAAAUCCUAUGGUUUACUCGUAAAAAACAUUAUUAUAGUUAAAAAUGUAUCUACAAUAACCGUGCAGGUAUGUGAAAUAGGAUAUAAGACCAUCUUGUUUCACUGCGGGUUUGAAUUUGGAAACCAGAUUUAAUCUUGCUCCCCUCCCCAGAUCUGGUGUAUGAGGGCACACAAAUCAUUUUGACUUGGGCAUUUAAAAAUCCGUCUUUGUAUUUAUUCAGUUCUGUUUUACAACAUAGUUUUUAUAAUCUGAGUGCUUAUCCCAUAACGUUUCGUAGUGGUUCUUAGCCAGUCUGGUGUUACAAAUGAAAGCUAUCGAUAUUGACCUUCUCAGCAAUUAAAAAAACUGCACAUAUUCUUCACAGAAGCACUUGCAGAACUCAGUUUUAAAGGGCACAAAGGAGUAAUUUAUAGUGUUUGGAUUAGAAAGUACUUCAUUUCACCAGGAUCAGACUCCUAAGGAAAAGACUUCUAUAGAUCGCAUCCUGAAUCUAGCGGAGGGCCUGUGUAACUAACGUGGGAGACAGCCAUCCAUUAUGGAGGAAUGAGUCUGAAGCAAGUAGACCUUUGCUGUGAGAGUAUAUGGGGACCACACCUAAUAUUUCAGAGUAAUUUGUCAAAUGUUACCCUUUUUGAUGGGCGGAGGGGUUGUGGAGAGACAUUCCUAGUAUAUUUUCAGUGGCUUAUAUGUUAUUUCUGUUAUUGACUCAGUUAUUAUAAGAGAAAACUAGUCAGGCUUGUUUAUUUUCUAAAGGCUUUUAUAAAUACACUCGAAGUUUUCAGGGAGAAUGAUAUUAACUCUAUGAUAACGCAUCCCAUACUAUAAAAGACUUAUGUGUGUAGGUAUGUACAUACACACACAUAUAUAAUCCCAUGUAGCUCUUUGUUUGGUAUUUGUAAUAUUAAAUUUUAAGUCCAAAAUAUAAUAUGAAAAUGUUCCUGGUUUACAAAAUGUAAAAUCUUCUACAAACCAAUGGAAUCCUUGAUUUCCUACCUCAGUGUAUACUCACCUGUCUGUUGUACCAGUACGUGUCUGUGCAAAUGUCAAAUGAUCUUUUGCUUUAAUUGCUACUGUACAUAACUGCUUUGAAAGCUUGCUUCCUAUUUCAUGGUAAAACAAUGUUGUCUCCAGAGUUUAAAUAUGAUUUUUAAGACGUUUGGUUGAAAUUUCUCUCUACAUAUGAACAGUUUAGCAUUAAGGCUUUAUUUUAAUGAUAGUCUGAUCAUUAGCCAACUGUAAUAUUUUGUAAAAUAUAGCAUUUCUUUUACUAGCCAGCAUAUAAUACAAGUAACUACACUACCUCAUACCUCCAUGACUUUCAAGUUGUAAUACAGAGGGACAGAAAGAUAAAAAAGGUUUUUUAUCUUUGACAUUUGGCCAUAAGGUGGGAAAAUUUUCUGUAUAUUGCAUAGCAUUACACAUUUAUGCCUAUUUUAAAGUUAACUUCUAAAGAAGUUUUUUUCUAAGGAAAUUUGUUUUAAAUUGAUUUUGUUUUCAGGGUGCCGAAGACAAAUGAUAGGAUUAUGUAUAUACAGUGUAUAUCUUUUCCUUCAUGCAGAAUUUUGGAAAGGUUUUCAGUUUGUAAUUACAUAUUUACAUGAUCAUUGUUCCUUAUUUUCUGAAUUGGUUUCAAGUUUUGAUUUUUAAAAAGCUGUUAUGUCUAACUCAGUAAAAUAACAUUACCUUAAAAGUAUUUUCAUUAUUUGAAUUCCGCACCCGUGGCAAGUAAUUUGUUGUUAAAUGGUUAUAUUCAAAGCAAAUAUGGAUAUAAAUCUUGGUUCUCCAUUUGUAAAUUUUAUAACAUAAUUUACUGUAGCCUAAUACUCAACCAAUUUUAAAUAAGGGAUUAAAUAUAUUUGAUGCAGUAGACGAUACAGGCUGCAUGUGGACACUCAACCACAUUAACAACUUGGGAAAAAUAAUGAAACAAAUGGCAAUGUUAUAGUGAAUUCUCAGGUGAACGUUUUUCAGUUAUAAAACAUCUAUUUUGAAUUUGUAAAUAUUUUAAGUGUUUUAUCAAGGCAUGUAAUAAACUAUUCUUUGAAACCUUUUGGAUAAAUGAAAAUUUAAAGCCCAAAAUGGCAAUAUUAAUUGUAAAUAAACAUCUAUUGAUUCUUUUUGUAUCUUUCUUAAUAUAAUUUCUAACAAUGCAAUAAAACCACUAAAUUUAUAUAUCCAUAUCUUAUUAAAAUUAUGUUUCAUUAAAAGUAAAUUUUCACAGUAUUUAAUUUACAUUUUCUUCUUAAUGUGCUUAUCAAAAUGUAGCAAAAUUAUAAAUGUUAGAUGUCGGUGACAAAUUGACAGUUAAAUAAAAUUCCCUAUAAUUGCUUCUAACUGAA